This is a messenger RNA of Phodopus roborovskii (desert hamster), 3211 nucleotides long. It is a transcript of the gene Trim59, whose product is annotated as tripartite motif containing 59. The record is from RefSeq and is a predicted model, not a curated record. Lineage: Eukaryota; Metazoa; Chordata; Mammalia; Rodentia; Cricetidae. Gene Ontology annotation, cellular component: intraciliary transport particle B; centrosome; cilium. The transcript is spliced from 3 exons. Bases 343 to 1554 code for a protein of 403 amino acids. Gene Ontology annotation, molecular function: zinc ion binding. Gene Ontology annotation, biological process: cilium assembly.
CGGACCCGGCGUCCCGGCUCUGAAGCGCUUCCGCGCCGCCCGCGCAGUGCGCAGGCGCGUCGCCCGCGGCCGUUGACUUUCAAAGGCCGCCCGCGCACUCUCAUUGGCGGAGGCGGCGCGGUUGAAAGUCGCCCCGAGGCGGCUGUGGCGCCGCGAGGCUCCGCCCCUCCCGGGCACCUGAAGACUCGGGCGAGCGGCGUGCAGUGUCCGCCCCUGCCCGCCCGGGAGCCUCCGCCGUCUGCGUCGUCGCCUGCCUCGCUCGCGAAUAACAAAAGAACUUGGAAAAGUUGGAGAAGAUAAAGUAUAUUCAGUAUCCAGAUCAGGAAAUCAACAAACCAGGAAAUGCACAAUUUUGAGGAUGAGUUAACGUGUCCCAUUUGUUACAGUAUUUUUGAAGAUCCUCGAGUACUGCCAUGCUCUCAUACAUUUUGUAGAAAUUGUUUGGAAAAUGUUCUUCAGGCAUCUGGAAACUUUUAUAUAUGGAGACCUUUGCGAAUUCCACUCAAGUGUCCGAACUGCAGAAGUAUUAUUGAAAUUGCUUCAACUGGUAUAGAAUCCUUACCUGUAAAUUUUGCAUUAAGAGCAAUUAUUGAAAAGUACCAGCAAGAAGACCACCCAGAUGUUGUCACCUGCCCCGAACAUUACAGGCAGCCAUUAAAUGUUUAUUGUCUACUAGAUAAAAAAUUAGUUUGUGGCCAUUGUCUUACUAUAGGCCAACAUCAUGGUCAUCCUAUAGAUGACCUUCAAAGUGCCUAUCUGAAAGAAAAGGAUACACCUCAGAAAUUGUUUAAACAGUUAACCGACACACACUGGACAGACAUCACUCAUCUUAUUGAAAAGCUUGAAGAACAGAAAUGUCAUUCUGAGAAAAUGGUUCAAGGUGAUAAGGAGGUUGUUCUCCAGUAUUUUAAGGAGCUUACUGAUACAAUAGAACAGAAGAAAAAAAAUUUUUUGGCGGCUCUGUCUGAUGUUGGCAAGCUGAUUAAUCAAGAAUACACUCCACAGAUUGAAAGAGUGAAGGAGAUAAGAGAACAACAACUUGAGUUAAUGACAGUGACUACAUCUUUACAAGAUGAGUCUCCACUUAAAUUUCUAGAAAAAAUUGAUGAUGUCCGCCAACGUGUGCAGAUGUUGAAACGAAGACCACUUCCUGAGGUCCAGCCUGUUGAAAUUUAUCCUCGAGUAAGCAAAGUAUUAAAGGAAGAGUGGAGCAGAACAGAAAUUGGACAUAUUAAGAAAGCUGUCAUUCCUGAAAUGAGGAUUUCUUCAAAAAGGAUGUCAUGUUCCUGGCCUGACAAGGAUGAAGAAGAAAUUGAGUUUUUUAAAAUUUUAAAUAUUGCUAUAGUUUCACUAAUUUCAGUGAUAUUAAUGUUGAUACUCUUUUUCAACCAACACAUAAUCACUUUCUUAAAUGAAAUCACUUCAAUAUGUUUCUCCGAAGUCUCUUUGUCUGUUUACCAAAGUUUAUCCAAUAACUUAUGUGACUUAAAAAAUAUGGUAUGCUACACUUUAUAUUUGUUAAAGGAAUUCAUGUGGAAAAUAGUUUCUCGUUGAAAAUCCAAACCAACAGCUUAAGUGGGCUUAUUCUGUAUUGCAGAGGCUGACCAUUGCUAGAUGGAAGUCAGGGUAACAUAACUUAUAUAGAAAUAUGAUAAAUCUUCCAUGGUUGGAUAGAAAUGGUGUCAGAAAUGAUACAUAUCUGAAAGAUAAAUUAGAAAAUUAUUUUUGAUUUGAAUAUUUUAUUGGCUUGAUAGUCAAUGUUGUAUUCUGCUUAACAAUUUUCUUUAAUGUUAUAUACUGCAGUAGUUAGCUUUGCAGUUCUUUGUGUAUGUAGGUAUUAUAUUAAAAAAAAAAAAAAAAGACGACAAGAGCCUUGAGAUUCACAUUCCUGUUUUGGCAUGAUUUGAAGCUUUUCAAUGUGGAGGUGGAGGUGGCAAGUUUUAAAAGUCAGGCCAGGAUUGCCUAAACAUCUUUUUGGCCAAACGUAACUGUUAAUAAAUUUUAAGAGCAUUCAUUCCAAAUAGAGCUACUGCUUUUGGAUAAAUCAAGUGUGUAGUACUUGUUUUGUAUAAAUAGAUUGUAUUUAGGAGCUGAGUUUAAUGGCUAGAGAAUCUGAGUCAAGGUCAGCCUGGAGAUUAAGUGAGAUGCCCAAAACCAACCAAAUGAAAUCUACUGGCUCUAGUACCAAAAAGUAAUACAAGCACAUAUUUUGCGUUUGUGGUGCUUUAGUCUUGUUCUUAGAUAUUAGUAGAUCUGGUAUCACGAAAACUCUGUCUGAAAAUGGUCUCUGUAGCCCAAGUGUUGUGAAUAACAAGUAUGAGCUGCAGUGUACAUUGCUGGCUAGUCUUAAGAGCUUAUGAAGGCAGAACCUUUGAUUCCCUUAACAGGAAUUAGUGUGUCUACAGUGUAACUUUGGUUCACUGCCAUUGAAAUAUUGAACACAAACUCAUUUUUAUCCAGAAAUCCCAAAUAGGCUUUUCUUCAGUCAUCAUUCCUGGGGACCUAUUUCAAAGGUCAUAUUAUGGAAUGCUAUUAAUCCUUUAGAUUCACUAUAAAGCUGUAUUCAGAAGUCAAGGUUAAAACAAUGUUGAGACGUUUAUCACUAAGAAUAAGUCAUUAGGUCUAUUUAACAGAAUCAGAUUUUCCCAGCAGUUACUGUACCUAUAUCCUGAGGCCUUUUGGAAGAUGUAACAGGUGAAGGGAAACCAUGUUCAGUUCUUCACAGAUGCAUGUCACACUGUUACUUUUAAGUGUAAAUAUUAGCAAGCAAAGAAUGUUCACUAAGACAUUGUUUAAGGGGUUCACAACUUUGUAUAAAUGGAGAAACAUCAAAAUAAUGCAGUGCCAUGUUAGGAGUUGGAAGAAUUUGUUUUCUCAGUGCAUAUUGCUUAAAAAAGAGAAGACUAAAACUGAUGUUUAACUGAAACCAAUAUAAACAGGCAUAUGCCUAGUGUUUAUAUAACCCUUUGUUUUCUGGUAAGAGUAACUAUAUAUGCUCAGUUAUAUUUUUGCCAGGAGGUUGAGAUUGUACAAUUUAAAGUACACACUUUGGAAAUUAUGGGCUUUAUGUGUAACAGUAUAUUUGAAUAAAUUUGGAAUUUUACUGAAUGGCUUAGGAAUUUUCAUACAGCUUCUGGAUUAUCUUUUUUGAAAAAUUAGCUUUGAAUUCCAUCAUACUAGUUAUUAAAAUGUAGUUUCAUUCACUUUCACA